This is a messenger RNA of Lathyrus sativus (Indian pea), 984 nucleotides long. The record is from the annotation of a GenBank genome assembly. Lineage: Eukaryota; Viridiplantae; Streptophyta; Magnoliopsida; Fabales; Fabaceae.
AUGACUUUGCUCAACAAGAAGGCCAAUCAAAAUGAUAGAAUCAGUGACUUACCAAGUAAUGUCAUUGAUGGCAUCUUGGGAAACAUGAAAGUCAGAGACCAAGUUAGGACUAGUAUUUUGUCAACAAAGUGGAGGUAUAUGUGGACUUCAGCCCCACAUUUUUGUUUUGAUGACGACUUUUAUCAAAGGUUUAUGGAUCUCAAUGACCCUUACCCUGUAAUGUAUAAAACCAUCACGAAUGUUCUUAUGCUCCACAAUGGGCCAAUACACAAGUUUUCUAUUUACGUAUCUAGACACUAUGAAUUCAAUAUCUCAAUGGAAAAUCUCAAUAAGUGGAUCCCUUUUAUGUCAAGGGACAUUAAACAUCUCGAGCUUGUGACCCACGGCCCUGAGAAAGAUCAAAUGCCUGGUAUUCUUUUCUCUUGUAAGGAAUUGACUUACUUCAAAGUUAGCUCAUUUAACUUGUCAAUUCCACCUAAUUUCUGCAGCUUUAAAAAAUUGCUUGAACUUCACUUAGAAAGUUGUGAUGAAAUCGAGUCCAGUGCACUUGAGAGUUUUAUGUCUGGUUGUCCGAUUCUUGAAAAGCUCACCAUUGGAUUAUGUUGUGGUUGUGAUCAUCUUGUUAUAUCUUCUCCUUCUCUCAAAGUUUUAGUGCUGAGAUGGAUCGAUACAAAGUCAAUUUGUCUCAAGAAAGCAAAUAAUCUGAUUGAUUUUACACUCACGACAUAUGCGGGCCGAGGUUUUACCAAAAGCUUGCCAAAAAUUAAGAGGUUUUCUUUUGCCAAAUGGAGAAAGAUCCCAUUUCCAGAUAUCAUUCCUCCCACGCUGCUAACAAGCUCAUUCAGCUCUUUAGAAUAUCUGAAAGUGGAUUACUUGAACUCAAAUGAUAAAAGAGAAAUGUUGUAUUUUGUCAGUGUUCUCAAAAGUGCUCCUAAGUUGAUUGAACUUGAUAUAAAGGUGAACAUGAACACCUAUGUUUCUUAG